AGCAUUUGCUAGGCUUCCAAUGAAAAUGUCACCAAAACAAUGUCCACCAACAAUGUCCAGGGCAUCUGAUGGGCAAGCCAACGGAGCAGGAGCAGGACCCAAAAACACCACAUCAUGUGACUUCUACAACACAUAUACCAAGAUCUAUGCACCAGUUGUCAUUGACAGCAGUUGCUCUGAUGUUGAGGAAGUAGAGAAUUUUCAGGAGGAAGACAGAGACGCAGAUAUUGGACUGACGGCUGCAGACAUUCUGUCAAAUCUGUCACACAACAUAAACACAAAAAGCUGUAGCAGGUUAAAUAUAAACCGUGCUAAUGUCUGGGAUGGUGCUCUGAGGGGAUUCAAACGUUCCUCAUUUGACCCCACCUGUAGCCUUUUGGUCAAAUUCACUGAUGACAUCGGGCAAACAGAGGAGGCUGUGGACACAGGAGGGCCUACGCGGGAAUUUCUGACACUCUUGAUGGACGCCAUUAAAACCAGUCGAUUUUUUGAAGGCAAAGAUGAUGGCCAAUACAUUUAA
Perca fluviatilis (European perch) is the source of this 520-nucleotide messenger RNA. RefSeq names its product G2/M phase-specific E3 ubiquitin-protein ligase-like. Lineage: Eukaryota; Metazoa; Chordata; Actinopteri; Perciformes; Percidae. The coding region runs from base 20 to 520 and encodes 166 amino acids. Gene Ontology annotation, molecular function: ubiquitin-protein transferase activity. The transcript has 5 exons. The record is from RefSeq and is a predicted model, not a curated record.